Molecule: messenger RNA, 2868 nt
Organism: Solea senegalensis (Senegalese sole)
Lineage: Eukaryota; Metazoa; Chordata; Actinopteri; Pleuronectiformes; Soleidae
Gene: atf5b
Product: activating transcription factor 5b
Exons: 4
Coding region: 305-1822 (505 amino acids)
Biological process (GO): regulation of transcription by RNA polymerase II
Cellular component (GO): nucleus
Molecular function (GO): RNA polymerase II transcription regulatory region sequence-specific DNA binding; DNA-binding transcription activator activity, RNA polymerase II-specific
Source: RefSeq, a predicted model, not a curated record
UCCGGCUCGCGGUGCUGCGGUCCGGGCAUUAGGAGUUGCAGAAGUAACGGAUCUAAAAACUUUCUGUCCGCAAGUGUUUUCGCCUGAAAUAGCGCUUCAACUAGAGUCUGAGGCUUCAUCCUUCAGGGGAAAACAUGGCUCUUUAAAACUGUCACCGUCUUCCUCCUCCACGUCAAGCUCCGCGUGCUUCGCUCGUGCAGCACUUUACGAGACUACUCCGAAACUAUGGGUUCUUCCACUGCUCCUUCAUCCAGCCAGUGCACGGUUUGUGCUUUUGAACAAUUUGAUCGAAGCAGACGACACAAUGGCGGCAUCGAUCCUUCGCCGGAAAAUUCCUCCCAUUUCCAUAGGCGAGCUCCGCGCUCCCUUUCUCCAACAGGCUAGCCACAGCCAAUCGGGGCCCGGGACGGGGGCGGAGCCUGUGGAGAGGCAGCACUUAAUUGGUGAUGGUCACUCAGACUGGAUGACGGAAAAAGUUGAUUUGUCUUCAUUUGUGUCAACGAGUGAAUCUUCUCCGAGCUCUUCCCUUCCACCCUCGCCAUUAGAACAUGAUGUCAAGGUGCCCUCGGAUCUGGAGGUCAUGACCUCUCUGCUGCAGGAGGAGUUGGCUCAGCUGGAGGACUACUUCCGCUCCGAGUCCACAUCCACGACAAGCAAGUUGGAGAAAUCUUCAAAAUGUGAUAAGGGUGCUCAAGCCAUGGGCUCCCAGUCUUAUUAUCAGUUACCAUAUGGGUCCUAUGGGUCCAGUCAAUCAGAAGCCAGCCCUGUGGUCGUUACCUUGGCGACAGGGGAACUGGACCUGCCGAGCUUCUGUGGCGGACCCAUUGGCAGAACCAAAAUUGCUCGUCCCGCUCCGUAUAACUACCAUCACCGGUACCACCACCACAACAACGGGCGACGAAUCAUCAGCGAGGCUGUGAAAGUAGGUGAAGAAGUUGGACUUGAUACGUGGGGCUCGAGGGGAGGUUACUCAGGAAGCACAGAGUUGUCUGUGAACCACUACUCCACACUGAAGACGGUCAGCAAGAACAGCCUGGGCAGUGUCAAGAAGGUGAGAGAAUGUGCGUUGUCUUUGAAGGAGGAGGAAAGUUAUUGUUUUUCAGAGGGAAUGUUUUGCAGCGAAGAGAUUGCGCGAGGUUUUUGUCUGGGCGGCUCGUACGAGAGCCACCACAAGCGAGACGGACAGUUGAUGCACAACGUGAAGGUCAACGUAAGUUACGACAGCACGGGGCUUGAUGUUUUGCACUGCGGCAAAGAUGGAGGACUUUCUGGAAGUAUCCCCCAAGAGACUAUGGUGGCCAGUGACGGCUACUUUCACCAGUCCAUGGCCAACACGGAGCCUUACCAUAGCUUUAUAGGUGACCUAGAUCAGCCGUCACAAGCACAGGCUGUAGAGCCCCAACAUGGCCACUACCUCUAUCCAGAAUGCCUUGCAGACCAAAGCUAUGAAUGUCUGUCCAGAGGGGAGGGUGAGGGGUCGCUGAUGGGUGCCCCCAUCCACCGCCCAACCCAGAGGCUAAAGGACGAGCACUGCUCCAUCAAGCCGUCGCUGGUGAUGAGCCCCACGUCUCUGGACUCCAACACUGGAGAGAAGAAGCAGAAGAAGAGAGACCAGAACAAAACUGCUGCUCACAGGUACAGGCUGCGUAAGAGGGCGGAGCUGGACUCUCUGGAGGAGGAGCUUCACGGCCUCGAGGGGCAGAACCGGGAGCUUCGCGACAAGGCGGAGUCGGUGGAGCGGGAAAUCCAGUACGUCAAAGAUUUACUGAUCGAGGUCUACAAGGCUCGCAGUCAGCGGCUCAAACAGGACGGCAGUGCCUAAUAAAACAAACAACACAACAACAACAAACAGAAACAGAAAGCCACCCGCCCGCCCCCAACGCUGACCUCACCUCCGAAAAAUCUCCCAACCAGCAAGAGAAAAGUCAAGAUCACCAACUGAUAUUUUGUCUCACAAAAAUGAAAUGGGAGUUGCAUGAUUUUCCUAGUUCUUUUCUAAAAUAUUAAAAACACACACACACACACUACACUACAAACACUCUUUCCUCUCAACGACGACGACGACAACAGGAGAAAGGAGAUGUUUCCAGUUGAGUAACUCGAGCUAUUCAAAGCCUUAGUGAGGUGUGGCUUCUUUUCCAGAGGAGAUGCUGAACUUGUCCGUGACCACUGUGAUCCGAACUGCACUCACAGCCUUGUGACGACCCGAGUUUGCGCUCGCAGCGAUUGAUCGUUUACAUAAAAAAAGACGAAGAAGAAGGAGAAGAAAAAAAAAAAAAAGCUCUUUGGAUCAUUAGUAGUGAUUGAAAAUUUGCUUGUGCUUUUUUUUUUGUGACACACACACACGCGACGGCAGCAUUGAGGCAGAUCCAUAAGAAAUAUAUAAAUAUAUAUAUAUAUUAUUUUCUAUUUUAUUUUAUUCAAUGUUCAUUUAUCAUUUGCUAAAAAAACAAUCGAGUGAAUAAAAGGAUUGUUGGAUUUUUUUUUUUUAAAAGCAAAGUGUGUUAACAUGCUCUACAAAUAUUCAUUUUCGGAAACAUUUAGAGAUUUGUAUAUCUAAAAUGUUGAGUAAUUACACUGCUUUAUGACACUGAAAUAUCCAAUGCAUGUUUGAUUUUUGGAAAAGCAUGUGCAAGUAUUAUUUGAAGGCGAUAUUCUGUUUUAUCUGCAUGGCUUCCAGAUCUCCACCACGUCAAUUUAAACUGAGUUGACUUUUGACUCUUUACUCCGUUUCCAGUGUGGCUCAUGCUUUUAUUUUGAAAAAAACGAAACAUUUGGCUUUUUUAUUCGCUUUUCUCUUUCGGCUGUAUUCUUGCGAACAAACAAUCACCUGUUGACGCAACAAUAAAUUGUUGUUGGGUAACGGUA